GUUACUUUUUAACUCUUUGAAGUACUAAAACUUUUAAUGAAAAUGCAAUUUAAUAUUUUUAUUGGUAUAUGUAUUAUACAUGUUUUCAACCCUACGUUAGUUAUUUUGGUGAACACUUUAGAAUAUAAAAAUUGUUAUGACAAAUUGAUGAAUCGCAUAAAUUCAGAAAAUAAAAAUCGCAUAAAUUCAGAAGACAAACUUUCGAUGUCUUCCGAUAGUGAACAAUCGGUUAUUUUGGAAGAAGAAUAUUUUACGUGUUCCGAUAAUGAACCAUCAAGUUAUUCUGACAGUGAACAUUCGGUUAUUUUCGGAGAAGGAAUAGACGAUGAAAUCAAAAAAUGCGAGGAGAUACUUUGUUCUAAAAUAAUUAAUACAAGUGAUUUGAUAAAUAUUUCAAACAUAUUAACAGAUGAUUUGAUGAAAGUAUUUGUGGAAAGCUUAAAUGAUCAUGAAAAAUUUGUAAAUAUGUAUGAUGUGUAUUAUUUUGCUUUUAAAAUUAAAAAACCUGAUUCGAACUUUGAUAACAUUUUACAAGAGUCAGUACAGUAUUUCAACGAUUUCAAUAAUCUAGACGUAAAUUUAGCUAAUGUACGCAAAUACUUAGCUAAUAUUAAUGGUAAAAUUGAAGAUAAUUUGGACAAUAUGAUUACCGUUUGGGCUUCUUGUCAUUAAUAAUCGCUGAUUCUCUAUUGAUAAAAUUGGGAUAACUGAAUAACUAUUAUUAUUUUAGUAUUUAUGUAAAAUAAAUGAAUAAUUUCACGAUUUUAUCGAUUUUAUAUUUAUUCUCACUGUGUCGCAAUAGUUUAAAUAGUACUUAUAAAGAUUUUAAUUUCUGCUUAAAAAUUCAACUUUCAUAAUUUAUUUAAGUAAUAUUGUAAUAAUUAUAAUAACUUAUAACAAAUCUUUAAUUUUUAAUAAUUGUACUUGCUUUUAAUAAUAAUUAAGCUGAAAUGACUGUUAUGUGUAAACAUUUUUUGUUUUGAA
Molecule: messenger RNA, 984 nt
Organism: Daktulosphaira vitifoliae (grape phylloxera)
Lineage: Eukaryota; Metazoa; Arthropoda; Insecta; Hemiptera; Phylloxeridae
Exons: 12
Coding region: 37-672 (211 amino acids)
Source: RefSeq, a predicted model, not a curated record